CGUGAACGCAGCUCGGACCGUGUGUGACGCCGCCGGACAUAAACAAACCCCGUGUCCGCGGCUCCGUGGACCGUUAACACCCACCGAUACCGGGUCUAGAGACACUUUUACCGGUGUCAAAUGUCUGAAAGUUUAAAGAUUAAAGGUGUGGGCGGUGAAGAUGUUCAAGUCUGACAUGAGUUUCGUUCAAGUUGUGGACGGAAAACUUAACGUGACCUGCUGUCAUCUCUGCAUGUCUUUCCAUCCGUCAUGAAUCUCCAUCUGACCUCCACUCCGUUCUCUAGAAAUGCGUGUGUUUCUUCGUUCUUUGCAUGUUUCUCUGUGAAUGUGUCGUAAUGAGGGAGGACAGCGUUAACCCUUUGGCGUCUGCGCCUCCACGCCAGGGCCGGACUGACUAUGCUGGACGGGUCCGGAGGCUUCGUGUUGAUUUGGAAGCUGAGAAGAACCAGAAGCUGCAGACCAGUGAACGCCUCAGUGUGGAGCUGAGGCUCCUACGUGAAGAGGCGGAGAAGGAGCUGCUGAGGUCCUGGGUGGAGCUGAGGUCCAGGGGGCGGAGCCAAAAGGACUGGCCUCGACGUCUACUGUCAAAGGAGGUGAACGGUCCGACGUACACGAGGCUGGAGCAGCUGCUGACGCUGUAUGAUAAGUUACAUGGAGAUCAGACGGUGCGUAAACUCCAUCACAGGCAGGAUUUAGAUGUGGACAAGGCCUUGCUCCUCUGCCGCCUCCUCCAGGAACCACGCAAACAGAGGUCAGGGCCCGCCCCCAUUGCCAGAGGACGACCUUCAACUCCAUGUGCUGAACUGGGACGCACCGAGACACCGGGGACGCCCUCUGGUCGUCUGGGGAACCAGCAGGAGGAGGAGGAGUCUUCAGAGGGGGGUGGGACUUUAACCGAGCCCAGAUCUGUCUUUGCUGAGGGGGGUGGUGCUCUGAGCCGCUCUCUGAGGACCUGUGACCCCCACGGCCCUCCCCAUGGUGACGGGGACGACCAGCGCCUUCGCUGCACCGAGUCCUCUGGGUCUGAUGAGUGUCCGGCCUCCAGAUGCACCGACACCAACAUGGAGAACGGUACUGACUACGGCUUCCUGGUGCGUCAGAACUCUGAACUCCUGCGAGCUCUGGAUGAGUUGGAGAAGACGUGCACCACUCUGAGGGAGGAGAACGUCCUGUUGAGGAAGAGCAGCGCCCCAGAGACCGAGGAGAAGGUCAGACGGCUGAGGAGGAAGAACACUGAGCUGGCUGUUCUGGCCAAAAGGCUGGAAGAGAGGGCGAGGAAGCUGCAGGAGGCCAACCUCAGAGUGGUGAAUUCUCCGUCGCUGAUGAGGCCCGGCUCCGUGGAACAGUACAAGAGGGCGUUUGCUCGUCAGAGGGCCCGUGACCUGGCCCACCACGCCGACGCCCUCCUGUGGAAGGACAAGGAGAUCGCCGCUCUGCAGCAGGAAUGCAGAGACCUGGAGGCUCGUCUGGGACCCUCCAAGGGUUCCAACAUUCCAUCUGCUCGACUGGAGUUCGAGAAGCUCCUCCGGGAGUCGCAGAGGGAGGUUCUACGUCUCCAGAGGCAGCUGUCGGUCACCUCCUCCGGCCAGAACCAGGACCAGGACCAGGACCAGGACCGCAGCCCUGACGGACCAGAGCCCAGUGGGGAACCUGGGAAGGAGGUUGCAGCAGAGACCCCUGGUGUGGCCUUAGAUGAAGCUCCGCCCAGGUGUGAGAAAACCCCCGGAGAGGAGGAGGAGUCGGGGCCGUGUGUGACGCCCCCACCGGGCCUCAGCCCGCCCCCCUCCCAUCAGGAGGACCCCCCCAACAAGCAGCACCUACAUAGUCUGGAAAGUGAGCUGAGCAACAAGAGAAAAGAAUGUGAAAACCUCGAGCAUGAAGUAAAGAAGCGACAGAAGAGAUGUCUGGAUUUGGAGAGCCAGCUUGAGGAUGAGCGAGGCAGGAAUGAGCAACUAAAGGAGGAGGCAGAACUCCUCAGGAGGAAGGCACAGCUGCUCGACCAGACUCGGGCUGAGAAUGAGGAGCUGAGGGAAGAUCUCUCUGAAGUGACCGCUCAACACAAUUCAGUUCUCGAGGAGAACCAGAGACUCCGUGCCAAACUGGAGAACCUAGAGCAGGUCCUAAAGCACAUGCGAGAGGUCGCCGAGCGAAGGCAGCAGCUGGAAUUGGAACAUGAGCAGGCACUGGCUAUCCUUAAGUUCAAACAGGAUGAAAUCAAACGGCUUCAGCGGGCUCAGUUAUUUGCCAAGAGGGAACACGAAGGAGUGGUUCAGAUGUUGGAGGUUCUGACUGCUUUGGUGUUACAGAGGGAGCUGUCGAAGGUUCGGGAGCUGGAGGAGAAAUGUCGCAGUCAGAGCGAACAGUUUGGUUUGUUGUCCCAAGAGCUGGAGAAGUUCCGACUGCAGGCGUCGAAGGUGGACCUGGCCGGUUCGACCCUCCUCAACAACCCCGGCCUCUCGGUUCUGACCAACGGCGUCGGCCUGACGACGGACCGGGACAUCACCGGGGGCUCUUUGGACAUGGUGUCUCUGGGUGAAAUAGCCUUCUGGAGUCUGGAGGGGGGGGACGCUCUGUCCUGCCCUGAGGGAAAUGAUCCUCUCGAUGUGGCCGCCGCCCUUCGGAUGGGGGCCACACCCCACGCCGCCGGGCUGUCCAGGGUGGAGCGCUCGCCCGUCACCAAGCACCGAGAGCUGCCCACCAUCAGCGUCAGCAAGUCGGCCUCUACCUCCAGCAAGUCGGAGGCCACGCACCUCACCCCCAAGUCCGACACCCACCUGAGUCCUCACAAGUCCAGCCCCACGCACGAGGUUGACACGGCCAGUGAAGUGGAGGAGCUGGACAUCGACCUGGCCCCGGCGCCGUAUACACCCAGCAGAGGAGCAGCGAAACUCCAGGUGUUUAUUGCACGAUACAGCUAUAAUCCUUAUGAUGGCCCCAACGACAACCCAGAGGUGGAGCUUCCUCUGACAGCGGGCGAAUAUAUCUACGUGUACGGAGACAUGGACGACGAUGGCUUCUACGAAGGUGAGCUCAUGGACGGGCGGAGAGGGCUGGUCCCCUCCAACUUCGUGGAACGAGUUUCAGACGAUGACGUCAUGAGUUCGCACCACCAAGAGACUGUGGACGUUUCCCACAAUUCCCUGCUUGACAGCAGCCUGCACAGUGCCAGCCACCAGCAUCACCUCCACGCGGGUGUAAGCGCCUCAGAACGGACAGAGGCCUCUGCCGCUUCCGGUCCCGCCCCCGCCCCCUCAGAUCCAACGUCGGCCUCCACUGUCCCAGCCCCCCUCACCAACGGCCUGGACGUGGAUCUGGAGGAGGUGGGAGUGGACAUUGUGCCUUACCCACGUAAGCUCACCCUCAUCAAGCAGCUCGCCAAGAGCAUCAUCAUCGGCUGGGACCCCCCGCUGGUGCCGGCGGGCUGGGGCAACGUGUGGAGCUAUAACGUGUACGUGGACCAGGAGCUGCGGCUCAACGUGCCCUUCGGCGCCCAGACCAAAGCGGUGCUGGAGCGCCUAGACAUCAACCUCAAGGCCUACCGCGUGUCGGUGCAGAGCCUGACGGAGAAGGGCCUGUCGGACCAGAUGCGCUGCAGCAUGCUGGUUGGUCGGGAUGUCUGCGUGGCGCCCACGCAGCUCCGCGUGGACCGUGUCACCGCCACCUCUGCCAACCUGACCUGGCUGCCCAGCAACAGUAACUAUGUGCACAUUGUGUCCUUGAACGAGGAGGAGUGUGAGCUGGUGAAGGCUGGCUGCUACUCGCUGUGCCUCAAUAACCUCCUCCCCAGCCUGCAGUACACACUCAAGGUGGAGGCGCGGCCGCACCGCACGCCCUGGGAGUUACCCGCAGAGCGGCGGGAACAUCGGAGCGCCACCAUCACCUUCAACACACUGAUGGCAGGUCCUCCUGAUGCUCCUCUGGAUGUCCAGCUGGAACAUGGCCCCUCCCCCGGCAUUGCCCUCAUCAGCUGGCUGCCCGUCACCAUCGACGCUGCAGGGACGUCCAACGGAGUCCGAGUCACAGGCUACACCAUCUACGCCGACAAGAAGAAGGUUCUGGAGGUGUCGUCGCCCACAGCAGGCAGCGCCCUCCUGGGUCCGUCUCAGAUCCAGUCUCUACAGGCGGCGCAGGAGCUCACCGUCCGCACCACGUCCGCCCACGGGGAGUCCUGCGACUCCCUGCCCGUCAACGUGCCGUCCAAGCUGGCCGCCAUCAUGGCAGGCCCGGCCGCCACCUCCCCAGCUGUGCCAGCCACACCCCCGUCCUGCGUCCCCUUAGGCCCGCCCUCCCCCGUCAUGUACGGGAACUCUGCUGCCAAAGUCUCCACGCUGCCCGGCGUUCUGCCGUCCAACCCUCAUGCCGCUGCUCUCACAGUGGACGCCACUGCCAACGCUCUGCUCGCUGACGACCUGCUCCCGUCGGCCUCGUACGCCAAGGCGUGGGCCGACCCCUCAUCGGCCGCCGCCCUCGCCGUCUGCGAGGCUGUACUGCCGGACGCCUCCGCCAUCAGUCCACCCGUAACCUCACCCAUCCUCCAUGUUAACAUCACGUCACCCAUGGCCUCGUCACCUCAGCCUCUUCAGCCUCCUUCAGUAGCUCCGUCCUCCCCCAUCCAGACCCCUGUAGUGGUGUCCGAGCCACUCAGAGACGCCGACAGCCCCGGGACGAUCCGUCCUUUCCCGUCCAUUACAGACUUCAUCGAGGACCCUAGUGCCAAGCUUGGAACACCAGAGCCCGUCCCGAGCCCCCCCAAAGCAGCCAUCACAGACCUCCUCAGACCGCGGGACACCCAGCUCAUCAGACCCCCCAGCUCCUCACCACUGGAGUCGGAGGCAGAGGACGAGCAGGAGAACACACGCCUGGUGUCCAUCGAGGAGUUCCUGAGACAGGACCAGGAGACGGCGUACGGCAGGAGACCACAGGGUUACUGCAGAGGCCUGGUAGAACCUCAGAGUGAUUACCAGGCAGACAACAGCCGCUCAGACCUGUCAGACAUCUUGGAGGAGGAGGAGGAAGAUCUGUACUCGGACCACCUGGGAGACACCCAGACCAGAGGAUACGGCGUGGGACUGAACCGGCUGAAGUCGUGUCGAGUGGAGACCCCAGACAGCGAUGAAGAGGUUCUGGAGCGCAUCCUGAAGCUGCCUCCUCAGAUCUACCACAGUAAACAGCUGUUCAGCAUCCCUGAGGUGACGGAGGAGGAGGACAGCAGCCAGGAGGACCCCCACCACGGCCCGCCUCGGCCACGCCCUGGCCACACCCACCUGCACUACGCCUCUCAGCACCACCCCCAUCACCCCCACGUCCCCCCGCAGCACCACCACUUCAACAGGGUUCCCAGAGCCCUGUCCAAAGAGCCUUCACCCCGACACGGCGUCCCGCCGGUCAAGCCCAAGGUCCAGCACCGCGUGCACUACGCCGACACCAUGGACACCAUUGGUUACCCCGAUGAUGACACCGGCCCGUACGAGGGUUCCACCAGCCGCCGGGUCUCGGCCCGUCCCCCCCAGCCAAACCCCCACAGAGCUCUGAUUGGAGGGCUCGGGGACCGCCUUAGGAGGGAGGCCAUGCUCCGGAGCCAGAAGGCCGCCGCGGGCGUCCAGGGUCAUGGCCUCCCCCCGCCGAGACCCCACCCAGUCAGUAAAACGGUCCGGUCCAUCAGGUCGCCCACUGGCCGCGGGAUGGAGAUCGACGUGGAGUACGGAACUGACACUGAGGAGGCCGCAGGCUAUGGCCCCGGAGGGGUGGUGGUGGAGCAGAUGAGCUCCGAGUGGUGGGUGGAGGGGGCUCAGAUGGAGCACAGCAGACCCCCCCACCGACGGGGGCCCAAGCCUGAGCCAAUGGGAAAUGUCACUGCAGGACAGCAAUGGGACUCCAGUCAAAUCCCUCCAUCUGAGGCUGGGCCAUCGUGGGGGGGUCAGGCCGAGCCCUCCCCCAAACCCACCAGUUCACAGACCAGACAAACUAAAGGUUGUGUGGAUUCUCCAAAGGCGAAGGCCGACAGCGACGUCCGUAUCUUCGUGGCCCUGUUUCCGUACGAUCCCGUCACCAUGUCACCCAAUCCCGACGCCGCUGAGGAGGAGCUGCCGUUCAGCGAAGGACAGAUCAUCAAAGUUUACGGAGACAAAGACGCAGACGGGUUCUACCAGGGCGAGUCUGCAGGCCGUCUGGGCUUCGUCCCCUGUAACAUGGUGUCUGAGAUCCAGGUGGAGGAUGAGGAGACGCGGCAGCAGCUCCUGCACCAGGGCUUCUUAUCCACGGCAGCGUCCAUGGACAAGAUUGGCACUCGCACUCAUGCACAGCUUCCACGUCGCCCUGUUCCGCCGCCGAAACCCAGACGAUCCAAGAAAGUGGAGUCGGCUUCAGUCUGGGAGCCCACUGUAGAUUCCUCUAGUCCAGAUCCGUCCCAGUCCUCCACAGCUCCACCUCCUCCCGGUCCUGGUCCUGGUCCUCCUCCUUCUGCUUCUUCAGGAAACCCAAACCCACUUCCCGGUGCCCGCAGGAUGGUCGCCAUCUUCGACUAUGACCCGCGAGAGAGUUCACCCAACACAGACAUAGAGGCCGAGUUGACCUUCAGUGCAGGAGACGUCAUCCAUGUGUUUGGAGACAUGGAUGAAGACGGCUUCUUCUACGGCGACUUGAAUGGACACAGAGGCCUGGUUCCGUCCAACUUCCUGCAGGCGUUACCGGAGGGCGAAGCUGCCCCGCCUCCACCAGAACCCAAGAAGGAAUCCCAGGGCGACUGGACGUCGUCUACAGACCGUCCUCAUCCUCAUCUUCAUCAUCCUUCAACUGUCGAGGACUCAGAACCUCCUGGUCCUGAUCCAACAGCGCACACAGAUCCACCUCCAGAUCCACAGCCUGCUGCUACCUUGACAUCAGAACCGAAUUCAGCUCCGCCCACAGAGGCCCACUGCCCCCCUCCUGUCCCCGCCCCCGCCUCUCCGGUCCCCGCCCCCGCAGACGCUGCUGCUCUGACAGACAGCGCUGCACAAGGCAAGAAGAAGAAAAGCUUCUUCUCUAAAGGAAAGAGGCUUUUCAGGAAACUGGGAUCCAGCAAGAAAGAAUGAGUCUGGACUUUGAGCCCAGAUCGUCUUGUUGAAAGCACUUUGUCCAUCUCCGUGGGUCGUCUCAGACGGCGUCCGUCGCCAACAUCAGAUCUAAGAUAUGAAGCUUUAACCCAGUAUUUGCAGAUCUGAUGUUACGUUUGCCUUAGAGCAUUUAGAGUCCGUUGACUACAGCUUCCAGCAUGAUCCGAUGCACGUUGAAGUGUUCCGUCUGUUCCAAAUCCACUAUAUCCUGGAAAUAAUCUGUUAUUUAUCGGAAUAUUAACGCAUUAGAGGCUGUAAUGCUUGUUACAAAGUCAAUCUGAAAAGCAGCUCCAGACUCGGCUGAUCGACUCAGAUUAGCUUUAGGAGCCCGACACUCGCACACUGGUGCCACUUUAUUUAUCUGAGAAGAGUAGAAGCUCCCAGAAUGCACUACCACGUCUGUCUGCUUGGCCACGCGCAUCUUCCUGCUUUACUAGUAUUUAUACAAGGCUUUGUACAGAACCUGGUAUUUAUUUGGACUGAGGUGGGAGCAGGAGUGGCCUGGGCCUGGUCCCGGUCCUGGUCCUGGGCCCGGUCCUGCUCCUGGGCCUGGUCCAUGUGUGUAGUUUAGUUGUAUUUAUGUGUGUGUGGAGGUGAACGCCGUCCGCUGAGGCGGAGGCUGAUGGGCGUGGCCAGGGUGUGGUCAGGGUGUGGCCCGUCCACUGGUGACUCUGAAACAGUUGCCUUUCUCCAACAUUAACGCAGUCACAUUCGGCCUAAACGUUCACAAACACACAGUUGACCGCCAACAGGAAGUGUAGUGUUUGGAAGGCGGCAUAGUCGUAGGUUAAUUUCUUUUCCUAAAUCCACUGAAACUCUUCCAGAUGAAGGUGAAACUUGUCCACGUCCAGAUGAGCUCAGCCUUUGGGUCCGUUCAGUCUGAAUGUAAUGGCGUUUUGAACAGCGCCUACGUGAGUGUUUUCAGUCGCUGUGGUCGGUGGCGUUCGUGUCCCGACAGAGUUUGCAAUAAAUCGCUUCAUCUUGUUAUUUAUGUUUUUUGUUUGUUUUGCCUCCGUUUUUGGAGUAAAAUGACAGGAUAGAGUAAAGAGUGUCUGACAUCCACGCGGCUGCAUUGAAGCCAGUUUUGCACAUUUUGUUGAGGUGUGUUUAGUUUUUAUCAGUUUUUCAUGUAGUUACUGCAUGAGUGGCGUCAGAAACAUGUUUAGAAUAGAGAUGCACCGACCACGAUACCAGACAGUAAACCCACAUGACAGGAUUCAACCUGAUUAUUAUUAUUAUUAUUAUUAUUAUUAUUAUUAUUAUUAUUAUUAUUAUCCUCCACGAAUUCAGUUCAGUUUUAUCGAAAAUGAAUCAUGUAUUUAAAUAAUUGGUCUAGUUAUGGGAGCAUUGGGUGAGUUUCCAUCCAGAACCUUAAAGAUCCUGAGUGGAAACACUGGAAAACAUGAAAAACCCUUUGACUAUUCAGAUGUUUGUGUUGAUUUAAUGUCAGUUCAGUCAUUGGAAUUAAUACAAGAAACUGAAAUAGUUUAAUGGAAUCAGAUAAAAACACCACCAUGGAUGAGGACAUAAAUGCGAGAAAUAGAGUUUGAUGAACUGAGUCCGAAGCAUUGUUUGAUCUGGACCAGAGGUUCUGAAACACGUCCUGGAUGUUAUUUAAUGUUAUUUAAACCUGGGUGAUGAUGAUGAUGAUGAUCGACGUCUUCAUCAGAUUAAUGUUCAUCAUUUCAACCCAUCUGUCAUCUCCGGUACCGGAUCUGUCUCUCUGGGUCAGUACCGGGCCAAUGUGGGCGUCCGUAUCUGGUCGGUGCAUCCCCCUCCCUCCCCUCCCCUCGAGGCCAUGACGUCGGACUGGGUGGUGUUUCCAUGGCGACAGCGGCGUGACGUCGGACCAGGCUGUUCAGUAUCUUCUCAGGUUUCUACUUGUAGUUUCUUCUUUUGUCAUAAACUGCAGGAUCUGCCAAACUCUUAGGUGCUUUGCCAGUUGAAGACGAGAGCGAGUGUCCUCAACCCGGACUCGGACCGGGAUUCGGGCGCCGGGCGUCAACCGCAGACGGAGGCAGUUUUUAUUUUACAUGAUGAAUGUUUUAGUUUAGUUUGUAAGUGUUGCAUAAAGGGAGCAUGACGAUGCCAAGAGUUAAAGGGAGGGUCGAUCGCAGACACUUUAGGAGAAUUAGUCUGGGCAGAGCUGAGACUGAGGCUGGGGGGGGUGUCGGGGGGGUGGGUGUAGCGGGGGUGUAGGGGUGGAAGCCACCUCAGUCUCCUGCCCCGACCCGGAUCAGUAGGACCUAGUCUCAUGUAGGUAGAACGUAGCUGACUUUGGAACAUUUAGCCUUAUGAGAAGACGUUGUUUAGUCUUAAUUUGUUGUUUACAGGAUGUUUUCUGGAGUGCAUGCAUCAAACCAAUGUUCUACCCAUGUUCGGCCUUAUUUCUGUUCUGUCGUCUGUUCUGUUGGUGUUUUUUAGGCUGAAUCAUUUGCAAUAUUUGAGCUGUAGUUUGUUAUUGAAGUGUUGAAGCAGUGGAGGAUGUGUACAUAACGACCAGUGUUGGGACUUUAACCACGUCGUAUAUUUUCAUACAGCAUCGAUUCUUUUUUUUUUUUUGGUCUCUCCUGACCUACAUUCAUUGUUGGAAACCAGUGGAAGUUUUACCUUUUCUAUAUUCAUGUUUUUAUUACCCUUUUGGAAACUCAUCUGUAAAUAUUUUUGUUAAUAUUGUUUUUCAGAUUUUUUUUUUGCAUGCCGAGGCCGGUAUCGACGGAGGCUCAGUACCUACAGACGUAGUGCACAGAGGACAUUGACUUGAACUUGUGAUGGUUUCUUUCAAUAUGGCUCUUUUUACAGGAAUAAAGUGUAUAUUUUCACAGAAAA
Messenger RNA from Sphaeramia orbicularis (orbiculate cardinalfish), 9920 nucleotides. RefSeq names its product TSPO associated protein 1 (gene tspoap1). The transcript is spliced from 33 exons. The record is from RefSeq and is a predicted model, not a curated record. NCBI's taxonomy places the organism in Eukaryota, Metazoa, Chordata, Actinopteri, Kurtiformes, Apogonidae. Gene Ontology annotation, molecular function: protein binding. The coding region runs from base 312 to 7070 and encodes 2252 amino acids.